Malania oleifera is the source of this 1069-nucleotide messenger RNA. RefSeq lists its product as uncharacterized. The coding region runs from base 336 to 809 and encodes 157 amino acids. The record is from RefSeq and is a predicted model, not a curated record. Lineage: Eukaryota; Viridiplantae; Streptophyta; Magnoliopsida; Santalales; Ximeniaceae. The transcript has 4 exons.
UUGGUGAUGCGUAAACUUUAUAUAUUUCAAAAGAAAUUGUGUCAAGUUCGAUCUCCAAUCCAUGUCUCUCACCAAACAAAAACCAAAUCAAUCAAUAAAUGAAUCUCUAUAUUUGCUUGUUGCCCAUUUAAUGAUUCAAGGAAUGUCGAUACGAUUUGUCUCCAAACUGCAGUUUUCAGAUUUCCCUAUCCACACUCUGUAUAUUUCAUGAAAUUCACAUGAUCAGACUAUGAUCAAGUUCGUCUAGAUUCAACCAAUGCACCAAUGUCCUGUUGGGGCUUUGCCGUUACUUAUUCUGUAUAUAACCAAUCUAUCAUCUGAUCUCUCUCUUCAAGAUGAACCCAGAAACGGAUGAAUGCUGCAGGGAGAAGGUCGUGGUGGUGAGUGUGUAUGUGGAGAAGGAAAGGAGAAGAUGGGUGUCAUCAACCCACCACCGUCGCCGUGAUGGUGGCGGUGGCUGUAGGGGAUACAAUAGGAGGGCUGAGCUUCUUGACUACUCCCACAGCCUUAGGGAGUCUGCUCGAUGCGCAGCAUCUACACCCCAAAAUCCCAAAUUUUUCAUCCCCCAAGAACCUGCAGCAGCCGAGGAUAUCACUGGUCAGGGCAAGCCAAAACAUACAAGAUGUCCAAAAUGGCAAAUCUUGAUUCCAGACUUCCUCAAAUCGUCGACAAAUCUUCAAGCUAAGAAUGAGAGAAGGAAGAUGAUGAAGAGGAAGAAGAAGCACCAUGAAUCAACAGCUACAAAGAAGAAAGCUAAGAGGCGGGGAUUUACCUCUAGAGUGUUUUCUAAACUAUUCUGUACACAGUGAAAGCAUAUGUAAGGCUUCAUGUGGCCGGCAACUAUCUACAUCCCUCAAGGUGCUUUGCAUUUUAGAAGGAAAUGAAAAGAAUAGCUCUCGGAUAUUGAAUGAAUGUGGUAUUGCAUUAUUUAUACUAUUGUGUACUUAAAGAACUUAUACACAUGGUAAAAAACAUUCAUUCUUUUUAUAUGAACUAUCUCUUGUAUGUAACCCGGCACAGAUUAAACGAAUCACAUUUGUUUCAAUAAAGAAUAUAUUUUGUUGUCUGA